UGAGUUGAAUUAUAAAAUAGUUUGACAACCUUUUUUGUAAGCUUUCAAAGGACAUUGAUUUUGAUAUUUAUAUCUUAAAGCAUCAUUGACAAAUAAUGAAUAUAUGUUUGAAUAGUUGACUUUUUGGCCUUACCCAGGCCUCCUUUAAGACCGUAAUGAUUCAUCUGUAGGAGCUACAAAGCAAAAAUUGGUAAUAUAUGAAGCUUUACCUCUUGCUCUGUGAUGAGUAUUUUUUUAUUAAAUAAAAAUGCUCUUGCAUAAAAUAUUCAGACAUUAAUAAAUGAAUAUAUAUAUAUACAGUUUUUAAUUUGGCUAGUCAAAUAUAUAUAUUGUUGAACCUAUCCACUCUACGGGCAUAUCAAAGUUCCAGUGGGAUCUCUGCUAGUUUGAAAGUUAUGGCCCAUUUUUUGAGAGAAAUUGACAUGGUAGGCAAUGUAAUCAAUCACAUCCCUCCUUUUACUGGUCAUUGCACGUCCUUCGAAUCGCCAGCAGAGGGCAACCAUUUUGAAUCUAUUUUCACAUUCUGUUAAUGGUUACAUAUUGGAUCAUAACUAAAAGUUGCAGAGAUCCCACUAUUGAACUUUGAUAUUUUUAAAUUUAAUUGAAAUGAAGACACUGCUUAUAUUAGAGCAAGUGGUAAAGCUUCAUGACACCAAUUCAUAAAGGAAGUCUGGUUAAGGCCAAAAUCUCACGUUUCAACUUCAAUUAAUUAUUUCAAUUAUGCUUUAUUAACAUACAAAUGUCAUAUCAACAACACUUCCCCCAAAACACCCUUCUAUGUGUUAAGCGGGGUGGAGCAGGUGAACCCAAGUGCAGACUCAGACGAGGAGGCAGGGAUAAGGUAACCAAGGUAUUUAUUGUAAAGCAGGGGGAGAUGGGGUGCAGGCCAGGGGGAGCUCGGUUGGGUAGCAGGGAACCAGGAACUGGGGCAAGGGGAGUAGGGGAAGGGGAAGCUGGUCCGGAGCAGAAUCCAAGGAAGCAGUAUAUUGGGGGGUCCAGGGCGAGAAGCAAGACUGACGAGAUGAGGGACUGGUGACACAGGGACCAGAGUCAGAGCGGACGGAACUGUAGCGGAGAGAAAUGCAGCGUCAGGCUAGGGAAAACGAGCACCACAGGAUAACGAGAUCUAUGCAGGAAAAAACUGCUUGAAAUGCAGACUGACUGAACAGAGGCUACAAUCUGGCAGGAUGGGAGUGGCAGGACUAUUUGUAGUAUUUGUAGAGGUCUUGAUUAUGGAACAGGUUGCAGCUGGUGGGGAUCUGCUCUGACUCCAGCACACCUGUUUCCACUCACACAAUCAGAUACACCCACACAGAGAGGGAGAGAGCACUGGGGGAGUGGUGGCAGGUUAGGGAGACACAGUAUGAGAAGUAGAGGGUGUGGCAGGGCAGACGUAACACUAUGGAUUACAUUUAGUGAAAAUCCCACAAAUCAAGGUAUAUUUGUUUUGUUCUAGUUUCCCCUAAAGGGAAAGGGUGUCAUUUGGGACAUAACCAUAACUUCUUAUCACCAUUACCUCAGAUAAUAAGGGAAAUAUAAAAAAAAUAUUUGCAUGACAAUUACAGAAGAUGGGUAGGUAUAGACUUCUGAACCAUUGAACUUGACACCAGUAAAAAACGUAUGUGAAUAACGGCAUUGAAUCAGUCCAGAGGCUAUGACUCAGCUACUCACAUCACUUACCGCCACAGGAGUUGUCCUGACCUACAGAAUAAUAACUUUCGAACACUGCUUGAAACCAGUUUGUCCUUGACAUUGAUCUCUACUCUCACACUGUGGAGGUGGUGAUGACAUUCUAAUAAUAGUGCCUAUAGUCUUGUCACAGGAUGAUUCGUCUUUCAGUAUUCUAGCACCUGGUCACAGCAUGAUUUCUUUGUAAAAUAAUUUAGCCAGUUACCGGGUGUGACCUGCUCACUUUUUCUUUAAAUAUAGUUGAUGGAUGCAAGGAACAGGACAUUAACUAGUAGUGAUUUGACUGAUCACUAAUACACAUGAAGGAGGCUCUCUCUGGCUGUACAAUAAUGUAUGUAGGAGAGUCUUCAAUGGCUCUGGGGGAUAGGCUCAUUCUGUUUAAGCCAAUUAGAAGGAACUUGACGCUAUAGUGGAUGCGGUUACGCAAAAUCAGACUGCUUGGGCUACUCAUAUGCUGUGUGCAGCAGCAGUGCAGUUGAUGGAUACAGUGAACUGCUGCAUGUUGCAUAAAUACUGUACAUUUGACUAUUGUGAUGCAUAAUUGUCAUGGUAAUUUGAUGUCCAGUCAAUGAGCAUUAUGGGUCAUUUUACCGAGUUUCAAUAUUGGCCUACAAAUGUUUAAAUGAUUUACAUUGUGAUAAGGGGGGAGUGGGAUAAGUUGAGACACCCUUGUUUCUAGGAAACCAUACACAACAGUGGAGGCUUCUCAGAGGAGGAAGGGAAGGACCAUCCUACUCAGUGAAUUUCAGAAAAAUGUAAAGAGUCAAAUCCUGUCCUGCCCUCAGUGGAAGAGUUGAGCUCUGCUCCAACACCAUCCAUCCAUCCAUGAUGAGCCUGUCCUGCACUGAAGCCUAUGAACACCUCAACCCCUGUCCUGCACUGAAGUCAAGUCUCUGAACACCUCAACCCCUGUCCUGCACUGAAGUCAAGUCUCUGAACACCUCAACUCAUGCCUCAUACCCUCAUUUAAUCACUGCUGUGAUCCUUUCCCAACACUGUGUGUAGUGUGUUAUCAGACCAAUCCAUCCUGAAGAAGGAAGAAGUGAUGGAGGUGUGGAACAGUGGUGAAGAGGAGGGACUGACUGAACUGGAGGGCUCCUCAGACACCAUGACAGCCCUGACCACCUCCAAUCACCUCCUCCUCCAUCACAGAGCUAUUAACGACUCCAACUACACCACCACCAACAACAUCACCUACUUCCCUUACUACCAGCACUCCCUCCCUGUGGCUGCUAGCUUCAUCCUGGCCUACCUGUUCAUCUUCCUGCUGUGCAUGGUGGGUAAUGUACUGGUGUGUCUGAUCGUGCUGGGGAACCGUCGCAUGAGAACCGUCACCAACCUCUUCAUCCUCAACCUGGCAGUCAGCGAUCUGCUGGUGGGCAUCUUCUGCAUCCCCACUACUCUUGUGGACAACCUCAUCACAGGCUGGCCGUUUACCAACACUGUGUGUAAAAUGAGUGGUCUGGUGCAGGGGAUGUCUGUAGCUGCCUCAGUCUUCACCCUGGUGGCCAUUGCAGUAGACAGGUUCCGCUGCAUUGUGUUCCCUUUUCAACCCAAACUCACCCUAAUAGUUGCCAAGGUGACCAUAGCGAUGAUCUGGGUCCUGGCUGUGGUAAUCAUGUGCCCCUCAGCAGCUGCCCUGACCGUGGUGGAAGUGGCCGAUCACUACAUGGUGUAUAACCAGGACUACAACAAGACUUACCCCCUGUACUCCUGCUACGAGAACUUUGCCGACCCGAAGAUGCGGAAGGUCUACACCACAGUGCUGUUCGCCCACAUCUACUUGGUGCCCCUGGCUCUCAUCACUGUCAUGUACGGACGCAUCGGCGUGAAGCUCUACACCUCCGUGGUGUCAAGAAGAGAGCCUCAGGAUGCAGCACAUCCUCCUCCUCGAGCCAGGCAUGAGGGGGGCAGGCAUCUGAUCUCACAGAAGAAGAUCAAGGUGAUCAAGAUGCUGAUCGUAGUAGCCCUGCUGUUCAUGCUGUCCUGGCUGCCCCUGUGGACUCUGAUGCUGCUGACAGACUACGCAGGGCUGGACGAGGAGCAGCUGGAGCUCCUGACAGGAUACAUCUUCCCCUUCGCCCACUGGCUGGCUUUCUCCAACUCCUCUGUCAACCCCAUCAUCUACGGAUACUUCAAUGAGAACUUCAAGAGGGGCUUCCAGGCAGUCUACCAGACCAACUCCUGCUGCCGCCCGGGAAAUAGGGUUGAGGUAGCAGGGAGGGGAAACCGGGAAGGCAGAGCAGGGGGUGGGGGUAAUGGUGGAGAGGGUGGAGGCGGCCUGAGGGAGCCUACAAGCAACCCCAAUCCUCUCCCAUUUGGGGCUAGAAACAAAGUGUAUACUGAUGGUAAUGUGAUGCACUCUGUCCACCUUGAGCUGGAGUUGAAGAAGAAUUCUAAGGUGGGAAGCAACACGGUCCAUGUUGAGGUUGGGGGGACUGGGGCAGGCGGAGGAAUAGGGAAUGGAAAUGGGAUGAACAAAAAGGGGCUACAGGUUGACGAGCAGACCAGCCCAAUGGGAGUUUGUCAGGCCUGGGAUCAUUAGUGGGGAUGUAAACCGUGGAGGUGCUUUCAGCAUCCCUAAUAAUAUUUUACGUUUAGAUGUACAUUACAUUUACAAUCUAAACGCAUACUUAAUGCAUAGAAAAGAUAGGCACCAUCUUAUUUUAUUUUCUUUCAGAUGGCAUGUGUGAACUCAUUGUGAAGGAAGUGGACUCAUCUCAACAUUAGAUUAGAUUGUAUAGGGAUUUGAAAAUGUCUGACAAACUAUAAUCUAAGAGCCACUAAGUACUCUCCAAACACCAAAGAUAGACUUGAAAAGAAAGAGAACAAAGCAAAGCAAAGCAAAUACAUCAAUCAUGGUGAUACCCUUAUUCUGUUUUUGCUUGUAAUAUGAAUUAGUGGAAAAUUAAUUCUGUUUUGCUCAGUGAAGAUUUCUUUGAACAUUGUCAGCAAAACAACGAGAGGGGAUAUAGUUGAGACUAUUUAAUGUCAACGUUUUAGCCCUAAAGUAGUCUCAAUCUGAACACUGUCAACAAUAUAGAUGUCUCUUAAAAUGUCUCAAAGAACAUAAUGCCUCAGAAAAAGGCAGUUUGGUUCAAUUCAAUCUUGAAACUUGAAGCAAAACAAAUUUCCGCACAGAGGGGAAGUGCAUUAUCUGAUACUACAGAGCACAACAAAUCAAAUGAUAUCUAAUUAAAUCAAAGGUUAUUCAUCGUAUACACAGGUAAGCGGUGCAAUUAAAUACUUACUUGCGAGCUACCUCAACAUUGCAGUGAAAUAUUUAAAAAAAAAAGUAAAAUAAGAGUAAUGACUAACACAAUAAGUUAUACGUUUUAAACAACUAUUAAAAAGUAUACAGGUGGAAAAUAACUGUUUUGGAGAAGCAGUAUUGGACUGAAAUCUAGUCCCUGUCGCUAGUGAAAACAGGGACCAAACUAUUUAUUGAUCAAUACAUUUGUACAUGUUACUGAACAAGCAUAUCAGUUUAAUAAGGAGUGAGAAAGAUGUAUUUUAUGUAAGGUGUUGUUAAAGUUUUCUGAGAAUGCCCUUACUCUAUAGGACUGAUGAAAACACCAAAAGGGGCUGAGUCAAACAAAACAAACGCUCACAAAUAUUGCUAAGGGCUAGCCAGACAGUUUUUCUAACUAGGGAAAUAUUAAUAUGCCUUGCCUAGAGUUUGGUAGGACCAAAUGUAUGUGUAUAAACCAGGGUUUCUUAAACUGUAGAUCGUGACCCUAUGUGGGCCCUGGGCAUGUGAGAGGUGGGUCAAGAGUUAUGAGAAUACAUCUCUAAUCACACAUGAUUUAUUCUUCAUUUGGGUAAUUGAAGGACGAUUUGGGUCACUGGAGGACGUUACACUUCUAAUUUUGGUUUCAAACUGAAAAAGUUUAAGAACCCCUGGUAUAAAGCAAUGAUUUAUAUAUACACUAGAUGACUGACGGGGUGCCAUUCAUGCUGUUCACAGCGUAGUAGCCAGGGCAACAAAAAAAACAGAAAAGAUGAGCCUCGCUCAUCAACGCUCUAUACCCACUACAAUGUUUACUUUAUGCAUCUAUAUCAUAUCACUGAGGCUACCUUUACAUUAUAUUAUGUGAGCAAAACAUACAAAUACAAAAAUAUGUAAAAACAUUUUUCUUAAAGUAUCAUUUCUAGACAGUACCUAAUGUUACUGUCCCCACUAUGAAAUACAUGUCUUUGUGUGCUUGAAACAUUUAAUUGAAAUACAGUAGAAUUCCAUUUAUUCCUUUGGAGGACUGCUUCUUCUAAGGAAAAUCAAUAUGGUCGUCCAGUGACUUCAAAGCCUCUCAUUGGCCAAUAUAUAGCAUCUGCAAUCUAGAGUUUAUAUACAUCCCUAGUAUAAACACUAGAGGAUUGACAGGGGCUGCUGUUUUGAAGCCACUAUGCAGCCAUUUUUGUAUUCCUCCACCAUUGUAAAAAAAAAAAAAAAAUAUUCCUGUGUACAUUAGUUUUGCAAACAACAUUUUAUUACAGACACCUUAAUGCAUACUUUGAACUUAAACAUUUUAAUACAAAAUAUAAAACAUCAAAAUUCACAAAGAAAUGUUUAUUUGGACACAACAAUCAACAUUUUGCAAUGGCCAGCUCAGUCUCCGGACAUGAAACCCAUGGAAAAGCUGCGGUUUGAAUUGAAGAGGGUAGUCCAUAAGUGCAGACAAAGGAUUUCAAGGAUCUGGAAGGAUUCUGUAUGUAGGAAUGGUCUAAGAUCCCUCCCAAUGUGUUCUCCAACUCAUAAAACAUUUUAGAAAGGUUCAGUGCCAUUAUCCUCGCAGGGUGAGGUAUUGAAAGGUAUUGAAAACGGGGGUGUCAAUAUUUUUUUUAUAAAAAAGUAUUACUUGUUAUUAAACGAUCUCUUUCUCUGAAUUAGUAUAAAAUAAUAUAAUUUCCAAAAUUUUUCCAGCAUACAAUAUAAUUUAGUAUUUGAAUUGUUUAUUUUAUACGGUUAUUUUGAAGGGUGUCAAUAAUUUCAACCCCACCGUACAUCAUUGGGUAGACAUACUCAGGUGCUGAAAAGACAGAGCACUAAUUCAACUGAAAAGCACGCUCAGGUCAGUGGUAUGACACAAAAAAAAAUUGUUAUUUUUCUAUUCCAUAUGUCAUUGUUAAGCAAUGUCGUUAUGGUUACUGUACCCAUAGAGACCUAAUUAAUUUACUACUAAUAUAGUUUUAAUGGUAAUCAUCUGGCAAGUCCUUACAAAACUCAAUCUAGCUAAUAUUUUAUAGAACACAAGAUAACAAACCGUAACCUGAUAAGACAAAUACAAUCUAAAAAAAGAUAACAGCCUCAUUUGCAACUGUUUAAAUAUCAAAGCGGCUUGCUUGCAAAAAGAUCUGCUGAAUAAUGUUUGUGUUAGUCUUUACACAGUAUGGUUGCUAUGGCGUUAUGCUGCUUGGUGUACUGCAAGCCUCCACAUUUGUGUUGUGCACAGUAUAUUGUAUUAUGUGGUUUAUUUUGUGGUGGGAGCUUUGUGGGCAGGAGGGGAUGGGGCGAAAGGAGAAAGCAUGGCGUCAACGGCUUUUCAGAUUCUCCCAUUUACAGACUGGAAAUGCAUGCAACUGUUUUUUGUUUAAAGGAAGCAGGGUUGGGGUUUAUUUCAAAUGUGUCAGUUUUGUCAAAUAACAUUUCCUCUGUGGUGAUGUGUGGGAGUAAAAAAACAGUGCCAGCAGGACCAGAGUAGAAAUAACAGAUAAAAACAAGGAUCUGCUGAGACCCUCAGUAAAUUUAAUAAAUAUUGGACAAAAACUGAAAAAAGCUUGUUGUCAGAACAACAAAGGAUGUCCAAACUGGAUUAGGUGCUGUCCAGACAGGUAGUAGCACGGCUGAGGUCUCAGGCCUGUCUUCAACAUGAUCCUCCUGAGAAAGAAAUAGAGGAAAACAGAAGACAGGGUAGCUUUGUUUAGGCAGUGGCAUGGCACCAGAUAAGCUCUGGCCCAAUCCUAAUGUCAACCUUAAGUCCUCAUGCCCUUUGCACUUUGGAGAUCACAUCUCACUGGAAAACCUUGAGGAAUAUUGGAUUUUCAGUUUACCUCCUGAAUUAAAUUGGAAAUUGUAUUGACCCAAUCUGUAAUGGAAGUGUUUAUGCAGUUGACACAGACAGAAGGCUACUUACUGCCUGCUGACACAGGUAUAAUUCUGACAACUGGAAGCCUCUCCUGUGAGGCAAGACUACCAGGUUGUAGUAGAAUGUUUUUUACAAUACCCAAAUGGCAUUUUGUAUAUUUUAUUUAACGAUGGGAUAAGAGCCACUUUGUAUAUACUAAUGCAGGAUCAAUGUAAUUAACCCAUUACAUCUUAUGAUUGUCAGAUUACUGUUUGUGUUAUCUAUUUGUAGUGGGAGUCGUGUUUGAAAAUUUAUGUUUAUGUAUCCUGAUAUUAUUGAUGUUCUGGGAGUAAUUGUUUUAUCAUAACAAACCAUGUUUAACCUGAGUUCAUGUUGCAAUGACAGAUUAGUCAAAAUUAUUCAUAUUACAGAUUUCAAUCAAAUCAAAUUGAAAGUAAUCAGUGCUAUUAAUUGAAUCUGUCUUGAAACAUGAACAUGGUAAUUGUGAUAAUUGGUUGCUAUGCUACAUGUAAAUUGAUACUCCACCAUGUGUUUUAAAUGGUGCCUUGCAUUGAAAAUAGUCUAUAAAGUGGGUGGAGGAACAUUGCUUAAUAAAUGUAUUUUGAAAAUGCA
Molecule: messenger RNA, 8384 nt
Organism: Oncorhynchus mykiss (rainbow trout)
Lineage: Eukaryota; Metazoa; Chordata; Actinopteri; Salmoniformes; Salmonidae
Product: neuropeptide FF receptor 1
Biological process (GO): cellular response to hormone stimulus; G protein-coupled receptor signaling pathway
Cellular component (GO): plasma membrane
Molecular function (GO): peptide binding; neuropeptide receptor activity
Source: RefSeq, a predicted model, not a curated record